AUGCAAUUUGAGGCAAUGAAAAUGGUUGGAAUGUCCACAUCCAGGAUAGGUAUCCGUGGGAUUGGUGGUUUGUAUAGACCAAUGAUACUGUACAAGGUACCUUUAUGCGGAAAGAGAUUGCUUUCUUCGGUACCACCUCCAGUACAACCACAAGGUUCGAGCCAAGGUGAAGGUCAAGGACCUGAAAGUUCAAGAAAUACAGCUGCCAAAAUUGCUUCUAGAAUUCCAAAGUUUCUUCGUCCAUAUACUACAGACUUUAUGCAUGCUCCAAUUUCCCAUGUUACAGCCUUCAUCGUAUUGCAUGAGCUUACCGCCAUAGUGCCGUUGAUUGGACUCUGGUAUGUAUUCCACCAGCACCAUGAGUGGAUCCCUAUGGAUCUCCCUACUUGGGCUCUUGACAAGGGAAUGGCUGUGAUUGAUAAAGGGUUGGAUAAAUGGGAUUUUUCAGAUUAUUCAGUGACAGAAAAGGCCAAAUUUAUUAUGGAAGGUACUUAUGCAUACGCCAUAACCAAGGCACUCUUCCCAUUUAGACUCAUGUUUAGUGUAAGCAUGAUGCCAUGGUUUGCCCGAUGGUUUGUCGUCCCAAUCACACGAGCAUUCUCAAGGGUAAUUAAACGAGGGAAAUCCAAUGAAACUAAGGAAAUUGCAUCCAGUAUUGAUUCUAAUUUGGAUACUGUCAAGACUAAAAAGGUACACAAGCCAAGAUUGUAG
Messenger RNA from [Candida] anglica, 711 nucleotides. The record is from the annotation of a GenBank genome assembly. Lineage: Eukaryota; Fungi; Ascomycota; Pichiomycetes; Serinales; Debaryomycetaceae.